GGACAAAAAAUAAAUAAAAUAAAAAAAAUGACCUGUCAUGUCAUUGGCCCAUAUAUAGGCCCUACAGUUAAUUGAAUCAUGUGGCAUGAUGUCGCUCUAUAUGAAGUACGUUGUCACAGUGGAAUCUGACUUUAACAGUAAAAAAAAUAAAAAUAAAAACAAAGGUGAUGUACAAUAGCACAUGACAGCUUGCUUGAUCUGACAUUUAUGAAAUGAGAAAGUAUUUUAACAUUUAGUUUAAAAUCUGCCAUCAUUAUAUAGUUAACCCUUGAUAAAAAAUAUAUUCUAACUUGAACUAGUAUUGGACUACUAGUGCUUGAUAGCAACAGCAGGGGGCACAACAUGCACAAACUAUCUUUCAACUGUAACUUGCUAUGUAUUUUUAAUUAAAAAAAAAAAAAACACUUUAUUUUUUAUAUGAAUUACAGGGAAAAGUUUAAUGAUCUCUGUUCUGAAUAUGUUGCCUAGUUGUGUGUUCCCUUAGUUGUUUAAACAAACAUUUUGUGUAUAAUUUCCUGCAGGGAAAAAUUUGUAUUCAAAUUUGUUAACAGCCCAAUGCUGUUAAUGGAAAAAAAUCAACAGACAAUGGCUGUGGAGUAACCUGCAAUACUGGUGAAAGACAUGUAACUGUUAGCGUGAGGGUCUAAAAAUACACAGGAAAUGCUGGUGAGACUUUUUUUGAGAUGAGAGGACAAGAGACUCUUUGGUGGAGGCAGUGGUUGUCAUUCACUAGAACAGAAAACCCAGGGCUAGGGCUACUUCCUGUUAGGUAAAAGUUGACACAGUAGAAGCAAUCAAAACAGAAAGGCUAAAAACUGCUGCACAUCACCUACAGGCCAAGCAACAGGAAGGAACAGCAUCCACAGAAAUAUUGUUUCAGGGAAUGUUAUGGAAAUGAGCAGGACAACCACUAUAUUGUUCUUGGUCACACAUGUGUCCUCUGCAGAGGCCUCUAUGAGCGACCCAACAAAUUGCUAUAUUUUAGAUGUUUUUCUCCUGCUGUAUUCUAUCAUUUUCACUGCUCUCUACUUCCGAGAGAAGUUUACAAAGGAAGGGCCUGUUCCUCCAGAGACUGCGACCCCGGCCCGUGACCCCAAUGAGCCUGUCUAUACAGACUUGGAUCUGCCUCAGAUGAGUUCCGAUUAUCAGCAACUGGACAGACCGAUUCGAAGACGGGAGCCAGAGACGCAUUAUCAGGAACUGAGAGGAGCAAGAAAUGAUGAAUACCAAGAAAUAAGACCUAAAGGAAACAAACCUCGCAAAGGCAAGAGCAAACCUGAUGAGGCUCGAACAGGGAGAAAAAGAGAUGCAGCAGAGGCUGUGGAGAUGGAAACUUUUCCCACAUCACACGAUUAACACACAGCACAAACCCAGGAGCAACUUUUAUAUUAUCUUCCAACUUACAGAUAAACUUGUGUAUCUUUGUUGGAUGCAUUUAUGUCUUGCUUUAUAUAUAUACACUGUUCAAAAUUUUGGGGUCAGUAAGAUUUUUAUUUUUCUAAAGAAAUGAAUAUAAUUCAGCAAGGAUGCAUUAAACUGAUUUUAAAAAAAAGUUACAUUUAUAAUGUUACAAAAGAUUUAGAUUUCAAUUUUUUUGUAAACAUACUAUUCAUCAAAGAAUCCUGAAAAAAUUUAUUAUGGUUUCCACAAAAAUAUUAAGCAGUGCAACCGUUUUCAAGUGUCAAUCUUGUGCAGCAAAUCAACAUAUUAGAAUGAUUUCUGAAGGAUCACGUGACACUGAAGACUGAAGUAAUGCCUUUAGCUUUUCCCAACCCUGGGAUAAAUAACUUUUAAUAAUGUUACUGACCCCAAACUUUUAAACGGUAGUGUGUUUGUGCACGUGUGUGUGUGUGUGUGUGUGUGUGUGUGUGUGUGUGUGUGUGUGUGUGUGUGUGUGUGUGUGUGUGUGUGUGUGUGUGUGUGUGUGUGUGUGUGUGUGUGUGUGAUAUACAUGUAUGUAUGUAUGCAUGUACGUAUGUGUAAAUAUAGUAUAUAUGCAAAUUUUGGUUGCAAUAGAGGAUUUUGUAUGUUAAUGCAAGGCAGGAACAGAUCAUUUCAGACAAAUUUUAAAAGGCUAUUUAAGAACUAGACCUCUUUCUGGAGAAGUUGGAGACAGUGCUGUUAUUUUCUACAUAUUUUGUACAUGUAAAAUAGUCAAUUUGACUGUGAUUACUGUAAAACAUAAGGCUUAAAAUGAAAUAAAAUUGAUAAACUCACAAGGAUCGAAAAUAUGCCAAAUAUGAAAAGACCAAAGACAUGUUAGAAUAUUAAAACACUUGGAAAAUGGUUUAAUGAUGUUUACAACAAAAGAGAACUGUACAGUUACAGUAAAAGAUUAUCUUUAUAUAUAUAUAAAAAACAAACAAAAUACAGCAGACAAAUGCAUCAAAUCUACCAUGUAUCCUGAUUCACAUACUUAUAUUCUACACAAUCAUUCAGUUCUAAGCUACAGCGAUGUAGCCAUUUAGCGUUCAGUCUUGGGUGUAUGUUCGCUUGAUAGCAGGCCACGAGUGGCACUAGAGUUCAGGUCUGUAGUGAUACUCAGAACCCAACCAAUCAUCACUAUUACAACAGUGAGUUACAGCGUUCUGAAGGAGAUAUAGAAGUACAAUCUACA
Messenger RNA from Megalobrama amblycephala (Wuchang bream), 2617 nucleotides. RefSeq names its product CD247 antigen like (gene cd247l). Bases 889 to 1356 code for a protein of 155 amino acids. NCBI's taxonomy places the organism in Eukaryota, Metazoa, Chordata, Actinopteri, Cypriniformes, Xenocyprididae. Gene Ontology annotation, molecular function: IgE receptor activity. The transcript has 8 exons. Gene Ontology annotation, biological process: cell surface receptor signaling pathway. Gene Ontology annotation, cellular component: Fc-epsilon receptor I complex. The record is from RefSeq and is a predicted model, not a curated record.